AACACAUUUGCGAAGAGGACUUCAACAAGAGGAAAACCCCAAGGAGGAAGGAAGGAUAGCAGAAUGGACAAUCUUGGACUCAUGUUGGGGAAGAAAGAAACCGUCUCCUUCUUGACCCUGAAUGUCACCAUCCUGAGGGCCAAAACCAAAUCUUACGACUACUUCUCUAAAGCUGACUGCUAUGUCACACUCUCACUCCCUACGGCUUCAACGAGGACCUGGCGCACGAAAACUAUUUGGAACAACAACAAACCUGAGUGGAAUGAAACCUUCACCUUCAGGGUCCCCAGACAAUUGAAAAAUGUCCUGGAGAUGAACCUGUUUGAUGAAGAUUCUUAUCAUGCUGAUGACCUGAUUUCCACGGUUAACUUUGACAUCACAAAGCUCACUGUGGGGAAGAAGGAGACCAAGGUGUUUCCUUUAAAGUCUGAGACAACGAGUGAACUUGAGGUUCAGUUUGAGCUCCUUUUGAGUAAGGACACGUGUGAUUAUGUCACCAACGGCAUCCUGAUGGCUGCCCCAUUCUCUGCCUUGCAUAUCAAAGUUGACAAGCCAAGAAGCUGUGAUGUGCUUGAUGGGAAAGUGCUGAAAAUAAAGGGUGCCUUCCCAGAAAAUCAGACAAUAGAUUCACAAGACCAGAGCCUGUGUUUCUAUAUCAACAGAGACCUGGAGACUGAACUUGAACUGACUGAUGUCGAUGUAGAACCUGUUGCUUCCAUUAAGCUGCCUCCACUACAGGCGCGAAAUACGGGAAAAGUCUCUGUAGUCGUUGACAAGGACACAGUGGAUUUUGCUCUAGCAACAGAUGAAGGCACAAAGAACCGUCUUUUUGCUCGUAUUGCCUACGACAUCCCGAAACAAGAGAAACAAUACCUGCAGAAGAGGAAGGCCGUAGUGGCGCAAGCUGUGAAGAAGAUUUUGGGCCUAAACACUCGACUCCAAUCCAAUGAGGUGCCAACUGUAGCAGUGGUGGCUUCAGGUGGAGGAACUAGAGCAAUGACGGGCCUGUUUGGUAGUCUGAGGGGCCUGAAGGAACUCGGCGUCCUGGAUGCUGCCACAUACAUCACUGGAGUGUCUGGAUCCACCUGGACUAUGUCUGCUUUGUAUCAGGAAGCUAACUGGUCACAGCAGGACAUCAACACCUUCAUCUCAGCAGUAAGGGAAAAUCUCAACAGGUCGAUUCCAAGCCUUUUCCAUUGGGAGGAAUUAUACUAUUACUAUUCAGAGCUGUCACAGAAAGCUGAUGACGGCUACUCUGUGUCGGCCGUUGAUUUGUUCGGCCUGGUUUGUGAGAAACUCAUUUUUGGGAAGAAACUGAACAGUACCCUGUCAGACCAGCAGAAGACAGUGAAUAGAGGUCAAAACCCUUUCCCUAUAUACACUGCUGUCAACAUAAAGGACGUUGUAGACUGUGAAACUGAAAAGGAGUGGUGCGAGUUCACCCCCUACGAGGUGGGCCUUCAAAAAUAUGGGGCUUUCAUCCCCAGUGAGGCCUUAGGAAGCCAGUUCCUCCUCGGCCAUAAGAUCAAGGAACACUCACAGCUCCGCCUGCCUUAUCUGAUUGGAAUAUGGAGCAGUUUCUUCUCUGCGAGCAUAUCCGAAAUUUUGGACACCGUUAUGCAAAAUCCAGACGAUUUGAAUGACUCCAUGGAAGAAGAUGAGAGCAACAGAGAUGACUCAACACCUGAAACCAGAAAUUUAUCGAGAGCAUCAACUUUCAGUUCACUUACUGAACUUGUCAAGGGUCGUCCAGUCAUCUCUGAGAUGCACAAUUUCACACAUGGUUUCUUCCUGCACUCAAACUAUGAUAAACACAGCUUCUUCAAGGCAUAUAAAGAGAACCACCCGGAUGCCUUCCCAAACAAGCUGACCCCCAGUGACCCCAUUCUGCGUUUGGCUGAUUGUGCUCUAGCCAUCAACAUCGGCUGUCCACCAAUCCUGCGGCCAGAGAGAGAUGUGGACGUCAUCAUAAGCCUGAACUACUCGUGGGAACCGCAGGACAUGCUCAAUGUAAACAAAAAGAUGACAAUGCCUUUCGGACCAGGUCUUGUUUACAAAAUCCCAAAUCCUUAA
This is a messenger RNA of Mugil cephalus (flathead mullet), 2073 nucleotides long. RefSeq names its product cytosolic phospholipase A2 beta-like. Bases 64 to 2073 code for a protein of 669 amino acids. Gene Ontology annotation, cellular component: cytosol. Gene Ontology annotation, molecular function: calcium ion binding; calcium-dependent phospholipid binding. Gene Ontology annotation, biological process: glycerophospholipid catabolic process. The record is from RefSeq and is a predicted model, not a curated record. Lineage: Eukaryota; Metazoa; Chordata; Actinopteri; Mugiliformes; Mugilidae. The transcript is spliced from 19 exons.